GCAAACCUCAAAACCCCAUCCCAAAACCCUCUUUCUUUAGCUCCUCUGUUCUCUCUCUCUCUCUCUCUCUCUCUCUCUCUCUCAAACUGUGUUCGUCUCUUUCUUUUAACUCUCUCACUACUUGAACGUGAGAGAAACUUAGCUCAGAGACGCUUCCAACCGAACAUUCUCGCCGAUUGAUACUAUUGAGGCAAUGAGCCAGCUUCAGAGGAGCAUGUUAUUAGCUUCUUCUUCUAGUAAUGCCAUUUCUUCCUCUGUAUUUUCAACAGCUCCGUCUGCUUCUUCCUCCUCCCGACUACGUCCUUUCAGGAUAAAGUUGCAGGGCAGCACUCUUCAAAAUUAUACUAGCAAAUGCAUACCUGUUUUACCAUUUUCCACUGUUUGUAAUUCAGCCAGAUGUUCUCAGCUUGGUUUUAGAAAAGGUGGAGUAACAUUUGCUAUCAAGGCUGGGCAGUAUCGAGCACGCGAAGGGCCAAGUGUUUUCACUCUAUAUUCCCGCUUACCGUUGAGAUUUCCUCAUUCUGCUGCAUCACCAAUUGUUUCUAACCAACAGCUGUUAAAUUGCACACAUAAAUUUCCUGAUUAUAGGGAGUCUGGAAGAAAGUUUUUUUCCAACACUACAGAAGCAUUGAAUGGAACAAGUGCAUUCCCAUUUGAAGGAUUGAAUAAAAAUUGGAAGGUUGCAAAGCCUGUUGCUACAUCCCGGAAAAAGAGAAUUAGUGCUUCAGAGCCCUUAGGCUCCACCAGUGUUGAUGGAACAAAUUCAAGCAAUCAGUUGGUUGGAGCUACAAAGGAGGCGAAUCUAGUUUCAUCUAGUUCUUCUUCAUCCAUUAGGAAAGCAUCCAAGGGUUUGAAUGAAAAGAAGUCUUGGAGCAAGAAAAAGAAAGAAGCUAUUUCUUCAACCAAUGAUGCAGAUGUUGAAGCCGUAGGCAAGGAUGGUCAGGCAAAGAGCUUUGAUAGAAGCAAUAUUGACCAGGAUGUUGUACAAGAUCCAAAGAAAAAUGUAACCGGGGGCAGUUCCAAAGAUUCUGCUUCAACCCAACAACAAUCCAAUAAGAAAAAACGUAACUCCAGCAGAAAAAAAGAAGUUUUAAAAGACGCUAAUAAGUUGCCACAGGAGGCAAGCGUCGUAUUCGAUGCAAGGUGGACAUCUCAGGGAAGAACCACUUUCAAGCAGCUAUAUCCCCCAAUGGGAAAAUCUGUUAUGGUGGUGGAAUCUGUUACAAAGGCAAAAGUUAUUCAGAAUUAUCUUGGUGAUAUGUUUGUGGUGCUACCUAGCCAUGGCCAUGUUAGAGACUUGGCUGCAAAGUCAGGUUCUGUAAGACCUGAUGAUGACUUUAGUAUGGUGUGGGAGGUUCCUUCUGCUGCUUUGACUCAUCUCAAAAGCAUGCAAGUUUCUUUAAAUGGAGCAGAGAACCUUAUUCUUGCAUCUGAUCCAGAUCGAGAAGGUGAAGCUAUUGCUUGGCAUAUAAUUGAGAUGUUGCACCACCAGGAUGCUCUACAUGAAGGUAUUAGCAUAGCAAGGGUUGUCUUUCAUGAAAUAACUGAGGCUUCUAUCAAGAGUGCCCUGCAAUCUCCUAGAGUAAUUGAUGCUAACUUGGUCCAGGCUUACCUUGCACGGCGUGCUUUAGAUUAUUUGAUUGGAUUUAAUAUUUCACCAUUAUUAUGGAGGAAAUUACCAGGUUGCCGAUCAGCUGGGCGUGUUCAAUCAGCUGCACUCGCCCUAAUAUGUGACAGAGAAAUGGAAAUUGAUGAAUUUCAUGCACAAGAAUAUUGGUCUAUUGACAUUGAGUUGAACCAAAAAGAGUCUUGUUCUUUAGUGGAGGAUUUUGCAGUCCCUGCACAUUUGACCCAUUUUGAUUCUAGGAAGUUAAAUCAGUUUGCAAUCAGCUCCAACACGGAGGCAAAGAAUAUAGAAACUGCGCUGAAAUCAGUGAAUUUUCAAGUGCUUAGCUCUAAAAAGACUAAAGUGCGAAGAAACCCUCCAAUGCCGUAUAUAACAUCCACACUUCAGCAAGAUGCAGCAAACAAAUUUAAUUUCUCUGCAUCUUACACAAUGCAGCUUGCCCAGAAACUUUAUGAGGGAAUUCAACUGGCUGACGGAAAAGCAGCUGGCCUAAUAACUUAUCUUAGAACGGAUGGGCUACAUAUCUCUGAUGAAGCUGUUAAGGACAUUCGCACCCUGAUUAUGCAACGAUAUGGGCAGAAUUUUGUUCCUGAAAGUGGACCCAAAUAUUUUAAGAAGGUGAAGAAUGCUCAAGAGGCUCACGAAGCCAUCAGACCCACUGAUGUGCAACGAUUACCCUCUAUGCUAGUGGGAACACUUGAUGAAGAUUCUCACAAACUAUACUCUCUUAUUUGGCUCAGAACGGUGGCAUGUCAAAUGGAAUCUUCUAUCACUGAACAGAUUCAAAUUGAGUGUGGACCUUCGGAUGAAUCCAUCAUUUCUCGAUCUACAUGCUCAAGAGUUCAAUUUCGUGGAUUUCAAGAAGUUUUUGAGGAUCCAGAAGCUGAUGCGGUUAAACAUAAAGACCAUGAAGAUAACGGACGGGAUGAACUAUUCAGAAUUCUGAAUGCAUUGAAGCCAGGGGAUCAAUUGUCUCUUGCUGCGGUUGAACUCAAGCAACAUUUUACCCAACCCCCACCCCGCUAUUCUGAGGGAGCAUUGGUUAAAAAGAUGGAGGAGCUAGGGAUUGGAAGACCUUCCACAUAUGCAACCACAAUAAAAGUUUUACAGGACAGGAAAUAUGUGUCAGUGAAAAGUCGUGUUCUACAUCCAGAGUUUCGUGGGCGCAUGGUUUCGGCAUUUCUUUGUCAUCAUUUCUCUGAGGUCACCGAUUAUAGUUUUACUGCAGACAUGGAAAAUGAGCUUGAUAAUGUCUCGGCUGGUUUAACUGAAUGGAAAGGCCUCCUAAGAGAUUAUUGGACCCGGUUCAGCUCAUAUUUUGAAAGUGUUAAUAGUGUUCAUAUUCAUCAGGUGGAAAAGAUGUUGGAGAAGAAAUAUGGGAGCUUCAUAUUUUCUUUUCUUCCUGAUAAUUCCAGAACAUGUCCAAGUUGUCAGGAGGGCACUCUGACCUUCAAACUUAGUCGGUUUGGUGCUGGCUAUUUCGUAGGUUGUGAUCAACACCCAAAAUGCAAGUAUAUUGCAAAAACAUCACAUGGUGAAGAUGAAGACAAUGACAACAGUUUGAAAGAGCCAAAAUUGCUUGGUCUUCAUCCAGAUUUAAAUGAAAAGAUUCUUUUGAAGAAAGGUCCAUUUGGGUUAUAUGUACAACUUGGUGAGGACAGGAAAGGGUACCUGCCCAAAAGAGCCUCUCUUUCCCAGAUAAAGGACGUGACCUCUAUUACUCUCGAGGAUGCCGUUGAACGUUUAUGCUACCCAGUUACUUUGGGAAAUCAUCCAAAGGAUGGCCAACCAGUGAUAAUAAAGAUGGCAAGAGUUGGAUUCGCAGUUGGACAUGGACGCACAGCAGCUUCCGUUCCUGAGAAUUUGAAGCCAAAUGAUGUCGAUUUAGCGAAAGCGUUGGAGCUUCUCUCAAGUAGUAAUGUUAGGAGGUCUGGGCGUUCAAAAAGGAAGCCCAAGGUUGCAAGCUGUUGAGAUGUUUUAAGCUUUCAUUAGAGUAGGUGAUUUAUGUGUGUUGCCCUUUGGCUUAUUUAUUCAUUUUUAUCAGCCUCAUGAGGCAUGUUUUUUCAUUUUAGUUUUGACUUUUAUUAUAAAUUUAGCUUCUCUUUCGUUCGAUCAUUAUAAUUAAUCUUAUGGUGAUAAAAAAAAAUUACAUAGAAUUAGUGUUUGAGUUCUGAUCAUUACUCUUGAAUGUCAAUUGAUGUCUAUUAUUUUUAAUAUCAUAUCAGUAGUAUUGAUUUUAUUUCAUUUAAGGUCGUGUUUACCAUUUAAUUGUGACAGUCGUGUAAAAUGCGAUAUGUUCAUUUAUAUUGUAGCAGUAGUAACAGUAUAUGUAAUAGUAUCAGUAAAGGUAUAUUUUGUGUAA
Molecule: messenger RNA, 3989 nt
Organism: Cucumis sativus (cucumber)
Lineage: Eukaryota; Viridiplantae; Streptophyta; Magnoliopsida; Cucurbitales; Cucurbitaceae
Product: DNA topoisomerase 1
Exons: 22
Coding region: 194-3598 (1134 amino acids)
Biological process (GO): DNA topological change
Cellular component (GO): chromosome
Molecular function (GO): DNA binding; DNA topoisomerase type I (single strand cut, ATP-independent) activity
Source: RefSeq, a predicted model, not a curated record